CGUCCCCCUGCCUUGAGGUGGAUGGAGAUAACUGUCGAUGUGCGAACGUUUGAGCAUCAGACAGCUCAGGUUAGGGCCAUAGCAUCAUAGACAAAAGCCUAGUAUGCUGAAAUAGCAACGACUGAAAGUAUUUAAACAUGGCACCUAAAUCUAUGUCUGAAAAGUUUGCACACAUAGAGGAGAUUGAAUUGAAAGAGACUACUUGCAUUUGCAGGAAACAUUGUAAUAACUGUAAAAUCUUCCUGGGAUUCUUCGUCUUAUCCCUUUCAUUGCAUCUAGUAACGCUUUUCUGUUAUUUGGACCUGAGAUCGGAGGUGAAACGCGAGAUUCUCCAGAAGAACAGAGAGGAGACAGUGUCACCGGCCGCAGACGAUAUGAAUGACCGAUAUUCUCCAGUAUUCCAGCUGUUGGAUAUCAGCUACCCAACUGAUCUACAGCCACAGAAUAGAUUGCCUCUGGGGAACAGUGGGGAAAACUCUCACCUCACAGAAGACAGAGAAAAUGCCGUCCAUCGCACCAAAAGGAGCCAGCAGAAUAAACGACUUGAUUCAGAAUCACAUGGAAACAAACGGAAAGAAAGGAAGAAAGGCAAGAAAGGCCCUCCGGGUGCACCUGGCCCCCCAGGCCCUCCAGGGCCACAGGGGCCACCAGGUAUUCCUGGCAUCCCAGGUAUCCCUGGGAACAACGCCAUGGGUCCCUCAGGACCACCCGGACCGCCAGGCCCUGCUGGACCCCCAGGGCCACAGGGACCCCCUGGUCUUCAAGGACCCUCAGGGGGCAGAGUCAGAGAUAGCCAGCCUGCUGUGGUACAUCUCCAAGGCCAGGAAACAACAAUACAGGUCAAGGAAGAUCUUUCAGAAGGCGUACUGAGAAACUGGAAAAUGAUAUCCAUGCAUCACAAGGUGUUCAAGAUGCACUCGCGGUCUGGGGAGCUGGAGGUGCUGGUAGAUGGUACCUACUUCAUCUAUAGUCAGGUAGAAGUUUACUACCUCAACUUCACUGACAUUGCUAGCUAUGAGGUGAUGGUGGACAAGACGCCGUUCCUGCGCUGUACACGGAGCAUCGAGACUGGACAGCGAAAGUUCAACACCUGCUACACGGCUGGGGUGUGUCUGCUGCGUGCCCGGCAGAAGAUCUCCAUCAGGAUGGUGUACGAGGACACCUCCAUUAGCAUGACCAACCACACCACCUUCCUGGGGAGCAUCCGACUUGGGGAGGCCCCCUCAGCCAGCCACUCCUGAAGAAGCAGACACAGGCCCACCAAACUGACUGUCAAAUCAGGACCCAACCCUCAACCACCAUAUCCAUCUAUGGUUUGUGGGAGACUCCACCGACUCUACUCUGCCUCUACAACCAUCACCACCAUCUAUCACAUAUCGACCAAUGAGGAGAUGAGAAGGCCCACCUACUCCUGAGUUGACAUGUACAGUACAUUCAGUAUCCACCCUCAGGCUGGGCCAGGCCCCAUCCUCAGGCUACUACUGAGCUGAUAGGUCCCACCCUACCUGAUAUUAGGGUGUAAUGGUGUAAUGAUAUUAACACGCUGCCUGUUAUCUCUGAGUGGAAGAUUCUUUCCAAAGAGUGACGAUGACUCUGAUCUUCGGUGCUGAUUAUGGACAAAUAUGCACCCAACUUGUCAAGCAUUAAGAAAGGGAGGAGUUGCUGAUUUUUUUGGAAGAAAAAUACAUUAGGCUUUAAUUCUAGAAUAGUGCAUUUAUAGGGAAUAACUUGGUUUCCCUGAUCAUAACAUGCUUGAGAAACCAAGGUUGACAGGAGUCAUUCAAGUCUCCACUAAAAUAACUCUCUGUCAUGACAAAGUACAUAAAACACCUAUUAUACAUUAUUAAACAAAUGUAGAAUGCUUGUUUUUAUCUACCAAACUAAACCUAUUUGGAGAAGUGAAUGUGAUUGUUGGUGUGGUAUCAAUCCACUGAGUCAUAUAGGUCGUUAGCUAACAUGGGUACAUACUGUAAAAGCGUUUGAAUACAACAUAGAAAUACAAUGUGUGAGAGUUCUCUGAUGAAUUGAACAUGCACAGCUGAAGCACAAACAUUUCUCUGUUAGAAUGUGCACUGAUUAAAACAAAUGAUUGAUCUGUAGGCAAAUAUCUCUCUCUCUCUCUCUCCCUCUCUCUCUCUUUCUCUCUCUCUCUCUUAUUAAAUAACAAGGUCUUUAUGGAUGUUUCUUUUAGGUUUGAAAUGAAGUUGUUUGUCAAAUAUGGAAUCACCCAGAUUAAUACUGUAGAUUCAUUUUUCCAAAUUACUAACAUGACCUAAAAAUGACAUUCUUCAUGUUACUAUGUUGACCGUUCAUGAUCCCAAGGCUUGUCAUGGACACCAUUUAUAUUUCUUUGCUUUAUUUAGUUCUGCUUUGGUUUGUUUGAAAUAACCAAUUCACUUGUCAUUCCCUUUGAGCUGAACCAGUCAUGUCCUGUUUCUGGAAGGCCAUUUGUGUUUCAGUUUUUCUCAGAAGAAUUUUGUCUUUCCAUAUACAUAGGCAGCUUGAAUCUUUUGUGAAUAAUCACACACAGUCAAAACAUUUUUCAGCAUAUAACUCCUUUGCGUGUUCAUGUUUAUAUGUGAGUGGACACAUUAGUCUUUAAGGAAGCAUUUAAGAUUAUCUGUCAACAUUACAGUUUCUGGAUGUUUAUGAAACUGCUCUGCACUGUGCAUGUAUUAUAAAUAUUACAGGGUUUGGUCAAUCACCAUGCAGUCAACCUUCUGGAAAAUUGGUGACAAAAGCAGAAUCAUGUCCAGUUGUUUUGAAUUAGUUUGAUAACCGUUAUGGAAGGAAAGAUAGAUCAGACCAUUACCCAGGGAAGUUCAAGUGUAUUACUUUUCUGUUCUUAUGGAAAUUCUACAUCAUCCAUAAUGUCUGCAAUAAGAGUUGGAAUCAAACAUUACAACUUUCAGUUUAGAAACCUGACAAAAAGGGCAGUGAGUGUACCAUGUUCUUGUAGUAUUACUUUAGUUGUGUAGCAAUCAGAAUUAGUUUGGUUCAAUUCAGUGCUUAUUCAGUGUUCAUUCUCCAAUUCAUGCUUUGUGAUUAAAUUCAAUGCCUGAGUCAAGUUGAGUCAAGAUAGAAUUGUCCCAAACUCUGGUAGCUAUAGUCCUUUUAAUUCAAACACUGUUUAGUUUAAGUGUUUCAAUACAUUGUGGUAUGUAUUGUGAUAUGAAUUAUUUGGAUUGUUUGUAGGUAAAUAGGGUAUAAUUGUUUCCCUGCUUUGUUGACUAACAUGUACAUUUGUAUACUCUGUUGUGAUUGUAAAUAUGUAUAUAAAAUAGAAUUCUGUUUUUGUAAAUUG
This is a messenger RNA of Oncorhynchus tshawytscha (Chinook salmon), 3304 nucleotides long. RefSeq names its product ectodysplasin-A-like. Gene Ontology annotation, molecular function: death receptor agonist activity; tumor necrosis factor receptor binding; death receptor binding. NCBI's taxonomy places the organism in Eukaryota, Metazoa, Chordata, Actinopteri, Salmoniformes, Salmonidae. Gene Ontology annotation, cellular component: membrane. The transcript is spliced from 8 exons. Gene Ontology annotation, biological process: animal organ development; immune response. The record is from RefSeq and is a predicted model, not a curated record. The coding region runs from base 138 to 1241 and encodes 367 amino acids.